CGCCGGUCCCCCGCGCCAUCCUCGCCAUAUUGUUUUGUUGUGCUCGAGAUUUCAGAACGUGUGGCGUAGAAAAUCUCAGAAACAAAUUCGCAAAAAUGUCUAAAACGAAGAAAAGGAAACAUUCAAGGUCAAGAUCAAGAGAAAGAUCAAGGAAUGAUGAUAGGAAGCGUAAUGCGACCGAGGAAAAGCUCGAAAAAUUACGAGAAAAAGUAGAUAACCUCACCACGGUGAUUACGACGUUAAUACAGGCACGGGAAAAGCAUAAGGCUUCAGAUCGAUCAUCUCCGGAAACCAGCGAAGUAAUUAUAAACAACACUGACCUAUCAAGGACAGAUGAAGUGGAGUUAACAACGGAUGCGGACACAGUUCCAAACAGUCUCGCCGAAAAAGAAAACAUUUCCGAGGAAAUGUCGAAAAUGUUAGGGGAAGAUCAAGAUGCAAAAAAAUUGAUCGAAGUAAAGUUCCAUUCCGAAUUACAACUUAGAUGGCAGAAAUGGAUGAGAGAUGGAUUGCCCGAAGGGAAUAAAAAAGCAAUCCUGGAGAUGUACCCGAGAAAAGGGGACCUUUUCUCGGAAGCCCCAAAAAUAAAUUUGGAAAUAUUACCUGCCUUAACGGAAAUAGCGACUAAGAGAGAUCAACAUUUUGCCGAAACGCAAAAUUGUGUAGGAUCGGCCAUUGCAGCGGCAGUGUCCAUGCUACUAGAAGGACCUGAAGAAGGCAUAGAUCAGGAGAAAUUUACAAAGUAUCUAUGUGAUGUGGGACAACUGUUAACCGAGGUUUAUCACCAACAAUCGUAUCAAGAAAGGCUUUCAUUACACCUCUGAUGAAUAAAGCAGUAAAACCAACAUUGGAAGCAGCAAAAUCAGAUCAAUGGUUAUACGGCGAAAAGUUUGGAGAGCAAGUAAAAGAAGCGAAAUCGCUAGAAAAAGCCUGCGCUAAUAUUAAAGCUCCGGAAAAAACUUCAAAUUUGCGACAAUCUCUAAGACCUUGGAAUCAGGGAAACGCGAGAUUCCCACCUGUCAAAUAUCGACAGGUGGGUUAUCAACGAUACCAGCAGAGGCCGUAUCAACGGAGGAAUACGAUUCGUUUCAAACCGAAGGAUCAGAAAGCGACGCACUCAUCAAAGAAAUCCAGCAGUCAGGCGACGACGAGCCGGUCAUCGUCGAAGAAAUAAGGGUAACGAAUAUAGCAGGACGCCUGCGUAAUUAUAGAAAAAAUUGGACAGCUCUUACGUCGAAUAGACAUAUUUUGAGUUGGUUAAAGGGAUAUAAAAUUCCGUUUCAAAGAGUUCCACGUCAACGUAGAAUCCCAACAAGCAAAAAUAAUUCAGAAAGCCAAUUAGCCGAAAUUGAAUUAGAAAUCAAAACGAUGUUGACUAACAAAGUCAUAGAAGAAUGUUCAGAAGUUAGGGAACAGUUUAUUUCGUCAUAUUUUCUUAUUAAAAAACCGGAUGGAUCGAAUAGAUUUAUUUUUAAUCUUAAAAAAUUAAAUAAAUUUAUAGACACAGUACAUUUUAAAAUGGAGGAUAUUCGAUCAGUAAAGAGUUUGAUGACACAAAAAGCAUUUAUGGGUUCAUUAGAUUUAAAGGAUGCUUAUCACGUAGUUCCUGUACACAAAGAUCAUAGAAAAUUUCUCCGUUUCAAAUUUCUUGAUAAGCUAUACCAAUUCACUUGCCUCCCCUUUGGGCUUUCUACCAGUCCGUAUGUAUUUACAAAGUUGAUGAAACCAGUCAUGAACCAUCUAAGACUACGGGGAAUAGUGACAGUAAUAUAUCUAGACGAUAUACUUUUUAUACACAAAUCCAAGAAAAUCUGUCAGAGUAAUAUUAAUUAUGCUAAAGAAUUAAUGGAACAUCUAGGUUUUAU
Solenopsis invicta (red fire ant) is the source of this 1865-nucleotide messenger RNA. RefSeq lists its product as uncharacterized. Lineage: Eukaryota; Metazoa; Arthropoda; Insecta; Hymenoptera; Formicidae. The record is from RefSeq and is a predicted model, not a curated record. The transcript is spliced from 2 exons. The coding region runs from base 96 to 824 and encodes 242 amino acids.